Messenger RNA from Onychostoma macrolepis, 7360 nucleotides. Its product is annotated as multiple PDZ domain protein. The record is from RefSeq and is a predicted model, not a curated record. Lineage: Eukaryota; Metazoa; Chordata; Actinopteri; Cypriniformes; Cyprinidae. Gene Ontology annotation, molecular function: protein binding.
CUCCAGUUUCAAACGCAGCGCCCAUCUUUAACACAACACAACCGGACAAGCUCCGUCCCGUAGCGAGAUACCGCCGUUCAUGCAUGACGUGAAGCCCAGGUAAUGAGGAAAGACAACACAGAGAGGAAGGACACACAAGAUGAUCGAAACAAUGGAUACCCAGCGUUGUCUGCAAGCGUUGGAGAGGUUACAGUCUCGCUUGAAAGAAAAGGGAGCAGAUGUUCCUGCUGAGGAGAAGCUGAAUCUUCUGAAGGCGGUCCUGCAGAGUCCUCUGUUUCACCAGAUCCUCGCCCUGCAGAAAUCAGUGCAGCAUCUGAAGGAGCAUACUCCAUAUAUUAACCCUGAUCUGAAGGGCAGCACUGAAGGAUUCUCAGCUCAGCUCAAUGGACAGCCUUCAUCUGAAGAGUACACACACAUCAUCCGCUCCAUGGCUCAGGGUCGGUACAUGACUCAGAUCGACCUGCUGAAGCCGGUAUCGGGUGGUUUGGGCUUCAGUGUUGUUGGCUUGUGUAGUGAGAACCGUGGAGAUCUUGGCAUCUUCAUUCAGGAGAUACAAGCUGGAAGUGUGGCAUACAGUGAUGGAAAGCUAAAGGAAGGAGAUCAGAUACUGGCGAUUAACGGUCAGUUGCUGGAUCAGAGUGUCAGUCACCAGCAGGCCAUUGUUCUCCUGCAGCGAGCGUCGGACUGCGUGAGCCUCACUGUCGCCCGUGGGCCUGUCCCACAGCUCUCCAGCCCGGUGGUGUCCAGGACUCCUAGUGCUGCUAGCACACUUUCAGCUCACUCCAGUGCGACCCACUGGACUCACGUGGAGACGAUCGAGCUGGUGAACGAUGGGACCGGUUUGGGCUUCGGGAUUGUUGGUGGUAAAACCACCGGCGUUAUCGUCAAAACCAUUCUACCUGGAGGCAUCGCUGACCAGGACGGUCGAUUGCGAAGUGGGGAUCACGUCCUGCGGAUCGGUGAUACGGAUCUAUUUGGCCUGAGCAGUGAGCAGGUUGCUCAAGUUUUGAAACAAUGUGGAAACAGAGUCCGACUCCUCAUCAGCCGCGGGACGGCGGACGAUGCUACGCCCGCUCCUGUCACCCUGCCGACCGUCACUGAGCAACAGGGUUUUGAGGAAGAGGAACAGGGCGCCUUCGAUGUGAGCUUGACGAAGAACGCUCAGGGUUUAGGCAUCACCAUCGCGGGGUAUGUGGGGGACAAAACAUCAGAGCCCUCUGGGAUAUUUGUGAAGAGCAUUUCGAGGGACAGCGCGGUGGAGCAAGACGGCCGAAUUCAUGUUGGAGAUCAGAUCAUAGCUGUAGAUGGUGUUAAUAUCCAGGGUUACACUAACCAGCAGGCCGUGGAGGUCCUGAGACACACAGGUCAGACGGUAAACCUGAAGCUCGUCCGACGCGGCUUUAAACUGGAGGACGGAUGUCCGUCAAUCAUACCUGUCACUAUGGAGACCACACCCACCCUCAGCACAUCACGAAACUCAACAAUGGAGCGAACGAACACUGAGCACGAUGAGAGAGUGUUUCUCACUCCAGAGGAAAACGCCAAACCGCAGUCUGUCACCGCUUCGCCCAUCAGAGCUCCAGAAAGACACGACGGUCCUGUGAAGCUGAGCUCUGAGGAGGAACACCAGCUAAUGCAGAAGUGGCAGAAUGAACUCGGCGUCUGCAGAGAAGUCAUUGUGGCUCAAGUGGAGAAGUUCAGUGGGAACAGCGGUUUAGGGAUCAGUCUGGACGUGUGUGCCGGCCAUCACAUCCUCCGCUCAGUGCUUCCUGAGGGACCCGUCGGGCGAUCAGGGAAAAUCUGCAGUGGAGACGAACUGCUCGAGGUGAACGGCAUUCCCCUCAGAGGAGAGUCUCAUAAAGAGGUUGUUGACAUUCUGAAAGAACUUCCUGUUUCUGUGACCAUGGUCUGUUGUAGACCCGCCCCUCUAAUGACUGACAGCCAAACUGACCAACCACGGGCAGAGGAUGUGGCCAUUGAUUCCAUAGUUCCGGUGACGGGUGAGUUUGUGGAUUUUCUGUUCUCUGGCGAAUCAGAGGACAGCCUGAAAGAUCAUGUGACUGAAGAGCCCUCCGGAACGCCGUUAGCAAUGUGGGAAACAGAGAUUCAGGACAUUGAACUAGAGAAAGGAGAGAGCGGACUGGGCUUCAGCAUUCUGGAUUAUCAGGACCCAAUGGACCCGCUCAAGACAGUAAUAGUGAUUAGGUCGUUAGUUCCAGACGGUGUUGCAGAGCGUGACGGACGCUUGUUGCCAGGAGACCGUCUCAUGUAUGUCAACAACAUCAACCUGGAGAGCGCCAGUUUGGAGGAAGCAGUGCAGGCUCUGAAGGGAGCGAACAUGGGCACCGUCCGCAUCGGGGUGGCCAAACCCCUGCCCACUGAGGAUGAGGAUGGCUCUUCCUCCUUCAUCUUCUCGGCUCUGCUGCUGACGGAGGGCUGUGAUGAGGAUGAGGAGGAUGAAGUUGUGUUCCGCGCUGAGCCUGCAGUGAUCGACUCCAGUGAUUUGGACCUGUCUGAUGAAAAGGCGUUUGAGCGUCAUUUUCUGGAGGAGGAGGAAGAGAUGCUGCAGUCGAUGAUCGCUGAGCACGGCAGUAUCUGCAGCGCUGAUCUGACCUAUCAGAUGAGCGGACCCGCCUCCACACCGAAGGAGGAGGAUUUGCUUCCAGAUAAACCCGCGGACGAGACCCAGCAGCUAAACGCUGCCGCGGGGAGCAGCUUCGAGCGGACCAUCACUGUGGUCAAGGGCAGCUCCAGUCUAGGCAUGACGGUGUGUGCACUGAAGGACGGGCCCGGGAUGCUGAUCCGCAGCAUCAUUCACGGCGGCUCCAUCAGCAGAGACAGCCGGCUCGGGGUCGGGGACCUGAUUCUGGCCAUCAACGGAGAACCGACGGGAAACCUGACCAACGCUCAGGCACGAGCCAUGCUGCGCAGACACUCUCUGAUCGGACCAGACCUGGGAUCCACAGGUGCUGCGGGGGAAGAGCUGAGCCCCGUCUCUGUAAUCACGUAUGUUCCUGCAGAAUAUUUGGAGGAAUACAGGGCUAGCCAGCAGCUCGAGAGUGAUGACUCUGAUGGCAAACACAACACUCAGCAUCAGACGGUCUCAGAUCUUCCAGAGAGAGAAGAUGGAGAAGGACAGGAGAGUGAACGACAGACAGCAGCUUCCAACAACUGGAAUCUACCACGGAGAGUGGAGUUACACAGGGAAGUUGGGAAAUCUCUGGGCAUCAGCAUAGUUGGUGGGCGGGGCAUGGGCAGCCGCCUUAGCAACGGGGAAGUGAUGCGGGGCAUCUUUAUUAAACACAUCCUGGAGGACAGUCCAGCGGGACACAAUGGCACACUGAAGACAGGAGACAGGAUUUUAGAGGUGGGCGGAGUGGAUCUACGUGACGCCAGUCAUGAGCAGGCGGUGGAGGCCAUCCGUAAUGCUGCAAACCCCGUGGUGUUUCUGGUGCAGAGCAUCGUUCACAGAGACAGAAAACCUCCUGUAGCCCUGCUACAGCUGACGCACUCAGAGCAACCCCUCCAUCCUUACCCCGAAUCCUGCUUUACAUACAAACCGCUACAGACAUCUGCACUGGAUGCAGUGGAGGACAUUUCAGCCUUCAAUCUGAAGAGCAGCAGUGAGAAGGCCGUUGACACUCACAGUAGACCUUUCCUCCGUCUGUAUCCGACUAAUCCUUUCACUCCUACACCGUUUAAGCUGAAUCGAGAGGAGGGAAAAAGCUUCCUGUCGCUGCCUGUUGUUCCACAUGUUGGGGAAACCGACUCGGACACACUGACUGAGAUUCCCGACAGACUUGCUCUGCAUAAUGACGGUCCUGAUGAGGAAGAGGAGGAUGAGUACGGAUACAGCUGGAAGAAGGUAACGGAGCGGUACGGUCGUUUACCGGGUGAGCUGCACAUGAUCGAGUUGGAGAAGGGUCACACAGGUUUGGGUUUGAGUUUGGCCGGGAACCGUGAUCGUUCACGCAUGAGUGUGUUUGUGGUGGGAAUCGAUCCCAAUGGAGCUGCCGGCCAAGACGGACACAUCGUGGUGGGAGAUGAACUGUUAGAGAUAAACGGUCAGGUUCUGUACGGCCGCAGUCAUCAGAAUGCCUCUGCCAUCAUUAAAAGCGCCCCUUCAAGGGUCAAGAUCAUCUUCAUCAGGAACAGAGAUGCUCUGAGUCAGAUGGCAGUCGGGCCGAUGAAGGAGACGGACUCACCGGACGCACACACAGAGACAGAGACGCCCAGUUCAACACUAGAUGUGAUCCAGCACGUAACUCUUCCUGUGGAGGAUGGAGGGCUGGGUUUGGUCUUGAAGGAGGAUGACAGCAGGAGCGGAUGCAUCGAGAGUGUGGAUGACAAUGGAGCAGCUGGAAGGGACGGUCGGAUUGCAGCGGGACACCGGCUGCUCGCAGUGGAUGAUGAGAUGGGACUCUCUGUGGAAAAGAUUUGCUCAGGAUCAGAUGCGGGAAGCAGCCUGCCGCUGGUUUCUCUGACAUCAUCAGAGGCAGAGCCAAUCAGGAAUUCGAGCAGAUGUUCCACACCGGCGACACUGGCGUCUGAUCCGACGACGUGUCCCAUCAUCCCCGGCUGUGAGACCACUAUAGAGAUCAGCAAGGGCAGAACAGGACUGGGGCUGAGCAUCGUGGGCGGCUGUGAUACGCUACUGGGCACUAUCAUAAUUCAUGAGGUGUAUGAGGAGGGAGCUGCGUCUAAAGACGGCCGCCUGUGGGCAGGAGAUCAGAUUCUGGAGGUGAACGGUAUAGAUCUGCGCGUGGCGACACAUGACGAGGCCAUCAAUGUUUUGCGGCAGACUCCGCAGCGCGUUCGUCUGGCGGUCUUCAGAGACGAGGGUCAGUAUAAGGAGGAGGAGCUGUGGGACUCGCUGAGCGUCGAGCUUCAGAAGAAACCAGGCCAUGGCCUCGGACUCAGUAUCAUCGGGAGAAGGAGCGACACAGGAGUGUUUGUGUCGGACAUUGUGAAGGGUGGAGCGGUGGAGACUGACGGACGGCUGAUGCAGGGCGAUCAGAUCCUCUCGGUUAACGGCGAAGACGUUCGCUCAGCCACUCAAGAGUAUGUGGCUGCACUGCUCAAGAGUUGUGCUGGUCCAAUCCGAUUGGACGUGGGUCGUUUUAAGGCGGGGCCGUUCCACUCCGAGCGCCGUCUGUCCCAGAGCAGUCAGAUCAGCGAGACAGACAGCGGGAAAGUACCUCUUCACUCCAGCUCUGCAGCUUUACCGGGAGACGCGGAGAAAACACACGAAUUGCUGGAUAAAGAUGUCAGGACGGUUGAAUUCACAAAGGGCCCGUCUGACUCUCUGGGCAUCAGUAUAGCAGGAGGGGUCGGCAGUCCUCUGGGUGACGUGCCCAUAUUCAUCGCCAUGAUGAACCCCAGCGGCCUGGCAGCUCAGACGCAGAAACUCUGGAUUGGAGACAGGAUUGUGUCCAUCUGUGGAAACUCAACAGAGGGAAUGACUCACAAUAAAGCUGUUUCACUGCUGAAGAACACAACAGGCAUCAUACAACUACAGGUUGUUGCUGGCGAUACAACAGUAACUGGACCGUCAGCAGAGCAGACAGCAGGACUCACAGCAAGCAGCAUUUUCCACGAUGACCUGGGUCCUCCGCAGUGUAAGAGCAUUAGUUUGGAGCGAGGGCCUGACGGACUGGGCUUCAGUAUCGUGGGUGGAUUCGGCAGUCCUCACGGUGACCUCCCCAUCUACGUCAAAACCGUCUUCAGCAAGGGGGCCGCGGCAGAGGACGGGCGUCUCAAGCGUGGGGAUCAAAUCAUCGCCGUUAACGGCCAGAGUUUGGAGGGAGUCACUCAUGAGGAGGCCGUCUGUAUUCUGAAGAAAACCAAAGGAACCGUCACACUCACUGUGCUGUCAUGAACACACACAGGUCCUGUAGUUGUUUAAACACUGGAUGACACACUCCGAAUGAUAUAACUGUGUACUGCUAGUUUGUGAAGAAACCAGCAGACUACUACAAUCUGCCAUACUACACUGAGACUGUAGAAACUCCACACACAUGCAUUUGUGCUUUAAAAUACUUAAUGCUCAUGGCUACAUGGCACAUCUGGUUAUGACAUAUUUUUUCAUCAUAUGAUAAAUAGAAAAUGCACAAAUAUCUCUUUCCUGUUGGGUUAAAAAAACUGGGUGUACAACUUUGUUGUAAAUUGACCCUAUUGGUUUCCAUGCAAUUUGCCAAAAAUCAACACUGUUAAACACUGAAAAUUCAUGUCAAAACAGAAAACCUCUAUUUUAGCAUCAGAGACUAAUGUAAUAAUUCUAUUUCUAGUGUGUUUUUAUGUUCGAAAUGAGCUAAAAUAUAUAUAUUUUGUCUUGACUGCUUGCACACUACAAAUAAUUUCAAGUAUAAAUAGUAAACAUUAGUUGUAUUUAGUGCAUUAAUUAUUGCUAUUUGUACUCCCUCUGCCUUUUUGUUAUUAUUUGUUGUUUUUUGACAAACUCAAUAAAGGAAAAGUGAAUUUUCCUUGGACAAUUCAGAAAACAAAUCUUAAAUUUCGACUAAACUCUGAAUUGUAACUUUCAUACGUUUUCAUGCAUUUUUUACUUUAGUGUUUGACACGCUAUAACAAAGGUUUUCUGGGGCUUCAUUUAUAAAGCGUGCGUACACUCAGAUUUGAUCUUAGAGUAUGCUUAAAUCCAUGCCAAUGCUCAUAUUUGAGAGCAGAGAGCUGAAACCAUUCAUUUGCGAUUCAUAAAUUUCACGUCUGAAAGAGGCGUUUUCUGUGCGUAUGUUCAUUCUAUGAAUCACACGUAUACAUAUUUGAGAGAUGAUCAUAAGAUCAAUUUUACGAUGGUUUCUGUUCAACAUUUUAUAAAUGAGGCCCAAGGUCUUUACCGGACUCUUUGCUGGUUUUCAAAGGGUUGAUUUUUGGCAAACUGCAUGGAAACCAGUGAUGGUCAAUGGUGGUGGGGGGUCCUUUGACACUUUUGACCACAUUUUCAGCCUUUUCAAAACACAUCUGUGCAUUGAAACUUUGCAUGCACAUUCAUGACCCUAAAUGAGAAAUAUUUACCAAAUUUCAACAAGAAUCAAAUGUGAAAUUGACCCACAACACAACAGGAGGCUUAAAAACUCUGUUUGCAUCUGUGUUGGGAAAAUAAGUCAAUGAAAUUUUGUGCAAUUAGUCAAUAAUAAGCUCAAUUUAUGUGGGGAAAAAACGUACUGAAUAGAAUGAUAUAUUUUUAAGCAGCAGUGGCACAGUUUAGUAUUUGAAAAAGUCUAAUAGCAUGAAUAAAAAUAAAAAUACAGAGCUUCUUAUGAUCAAAGGACCUCAAUAUGUUUGAUAUUACACACCACUGUCAGAAUUGUGUUUUUUUUAAUUGUAAAAAAAAAAUAUGAAA